This is a messenger RNA of Hymenoscyphus albidus, 1679 nucleotides long. The record is from the annotation of a GenBank genome assembly. Lineage: Eukaryota; Fungi; Ascomycota; Leotiomycetes; Helotiales; Helotiaceae.
CCUUUCCCCUCCAUAAAAAAUGAUAGCCUCGUCGGCGAUAAGAAAAGUGCGCUAAGCCGCUAUCGGCUAUCUCCGACGCGAGGAAGGCUGAGCCCAGCGUGAGAACGGAUAUCAAUCAGAGACAAACUGAAAGCGCUAAAACUCCCAACUCCUCAAUACAUCUGGAACUUCACUUAGAGACAACAGCAACUUAGGCCCAGAAAGAAAUCUGCAAUCUCUUUCCUACAUUGGGGCAGGCAAGUUUGGCUUACCAGUCACUAAAUAUAGCCUUGAGAAGUCGGUGAGUUACCCCUCCAUCAUCCCGCCUGCCUUGAAUACACAGAAGGUUGACUGACAUGCGGCAUAUCUAGAAAGACACAAACACCCCAAAUAAAUUUCAAUCCCAAUCCUAACGGACUCCUGAAAGAAUACCAGGAGGCAAGGUGUAGAAAUAAAAAAUGGCAGAUCCCCGCGACAAAGGCCGAGAGCUGAACGAGGAAGAGGUACGUAACAACCUUAAUCCCCAAGUUUUAGUAUUCGAUGUGCCCUUCCCCUCAUAGUUAUACGCUUGUUUUGUUUCCUCAAGAAUACGAACUAAACUGUGUAAAUAGGGUGCCUCACCAUCCGAGCAAUUAAUCGCUGCGUGCCGCGGAAACAACACAGAACUCCUCCAAGAAAUAAUAGCCAACGUCGGUUCUGAAGAGAAAGCCGCUCUUCUACUGAACGAUACCAAAACCGUAUUGGGAAACCAUUUAUACCAUGAAGCAGCAUCGAGAGGAAAUUGUUCGUUGCUCCUUUCCUACUCCAUCUUUUUCUGUAGAAUACCUUGGUAUCCAAGUACUAAAACCAUAGCAUAGAUGAAGUAAUAGACAUCCUCCUCGACCAAGAAGGUUUCGAAUGCGACCCCAUUUCCACCCGCGAAGGCGACACCCCCUUGCACUCCGCAAUCCGCUACAUCAAUUCCCUCCCCCACCCCCUCUCAGAACACAACUCGGAAUUUGCGUCCUCGCUCCUGGGCAUGAUGCUAGAAGCCGGUUCUGAUCCACGGAUACGUAAUAAAGGCGGUCUGACGGCGACGCAACUAUGUGAUCCUAGUGAUGUGGAGAUCAAGAGGCUAUUGCAGGAUGCCCUGGAGGUGGAACAGAAUGAUGGUGAUUUCAUUGUUGAUGAGGGGGAUUUGGCGAGUGGGGGUGAGGAGGAUGUGGGUAGUGCUAGCGAUAGUGAUUCUGAUCCUGAGGAGUAUCAGAGGGAGAAAGAGGGGAGAGAGAAGGCUAGGAAAGGAGGGGAGUAGUAAUUGAUGUAGAGGGUGGGUGGAUAAACAAUUUCAUGGGCUUUUGUGAGUGUUGUCUGGUUUCUUUUUUGGUUAGAUGAGACAAAGGUUUUAGAGGAAACUUUUUCAAAAAUGCUCUGCUUGCAAAUUUUGAGAUGUACGUUGCAUUUGUUUUUUUCUUUUCGAGGUUUGAGCUGGCUAUCAGUCAUAGCUUCCAGUGACUACUAUGGGAAUAUGGAAAUAAAAGUGUGGAUUAAGGUUGCAAGGCGAGGUAGAUCUGUUUUUCUGCUGCUACACCUUAUGGGCACUCAUACACUGGAUAAUUAUUGAAAAUCUAGUCAACUGUUUGGUCUUUUCCUCCUCUUCUGAUAGUUGGUUCUCCUAGUACUUAAACAGAUACAUACCAUCUCAUCAUUGCGGGGGUGGUUGG